CUUCAGUAGUCAGACAAGUGAACGAGGAAAGCAGCGGUGCAGUUCUGAAAAAUCAAGAAGAGGCAGAACAGGACUUUACUUCUAGAACAUUUACCAUCGAGACAACUUUCAACUUUCAGGCACUAGUUCAAGAUGUCAUCAGCAAAAGGUGCUUCCAUCGGUAUUGACCUGGGUACCACCUACUCCUGUGUGGGGGUGUUCCAGCAUGGAAAGGUGGAGAUCAUCGCCAACGACCAGGGCAACAGGACCACCCCGAGUUACGUGGCCUUUACAGACACAGAAAGACUGAUUGGCGAUGCUGCGAAAAAUCAGGUGGCCAUGAACCCCAACAACACCGUCUUUGAUGCCAAGCGUCUGAUUGGACGAAAGUUUGAUGAGCCCGUCGUGCAGUCUGACAUGAAGCACUGGCCCUUCCAAGUAAUCAGUGACGGAGGAAAGCCCAAAGUUCAAGUGGAGUACAAAGGAGAAAACAAAACAUUUUACCCAGAAGAGAUCUCCUCCAUGGUCCUGGUGAAGAUGAAGGAGAUUGCUGAGGCCUACCUGGGGCAGAAAGUAAACAAUGCCGUCAUCACUGUACCUGCCUACUUCAACGACUCACAGCGCCAGGCCACCAAGGAUGCUGGAGUGAUCGCUGGACUGAAUGUGCUUAGGAUCAUCAACGAGCCCACAGCAGCAGCCAUUGCUUAUGGACUGGACAAAAGCAAGAGUGGUGAACGUAAUGUCCUCAUCUUUGACUUGGGUGGUGGCACCUUCGAUGUUUCUAUCCUGACCAUUGACGAUGGCAUCUUUGAGGUGAAAGCCACAGCUGGGGACACUCACCUGGGUGGGGAAGAUUUUGAUAAUCGCAUGGUGGAUCACUUUGUGGAGGAGUUCAAGAGGAAGUUUAAGAAAGACAUCAGCCAGAACAAGAGGGCACUGAGGCGGCUGCGCACAGCAUGCGAGAGGGCCAAGAGAACUCUGUCCUCCAGCACCCAGGCCAGCAUUGAGAUCGACUCUCUUUAUGAAGGCAUUGAUUUCUACACCUCCAUCACCAGAGCUCGCUUUGAGGAGAUGAACUCCGACCUCUUCAGGGGAACCCUUGAGCCUGUGGAGAAGGCCCUGAGAGAUGCCAAGCUGGACAAGUCACAAAUUCAUGACAUCGUCUUGGUGGGAGGUUCCACCAGAAUCCCUAAAAUCCAGAAGCAGCUGCAGGAUUUCUUCAACGGAAGGGAGCUGAACAAGGGCAUCAACCCUGACGAGGCAGUGGCCUAUGGUGCUGCAGUCCAGGCUGCCAUUCUCAUGGGCGACAAGUCUGAGAACGUCCAGGACCUCCUGCUGCUGGAUGUGGCCCCGCUGUCUCUGGGCAUCGAGACGGCUGGAGGAGUCAUGACUGCCCUCAUCAAGCGCAACACCACCAUCCCCACCAAACAGACCCAAACCUUCACCACCUACUCAGACAACCAGCCCGGGGUCCUGAUCCAGGUGUAUGAAGGAGAGAGAGCCAUGACCAAGGACAACAACCUGCUGGGCAAGUUUGAUCUGACUGGGAUCCCUCCGGCCCCACGUGGAGUUCCCCAGAUUGAGGUGACCUUUGACAUUGAUGCUAACGGAAUCCUCAAUGUGUCGGCAGUGGACAAAAGCACUGGUAAAGAGAACAAGAUAACCAUUACAAAUGACAAAGGCAGGUUGAGCAAAGAGGACAUUGAGAAGAUGGUGCAGGAUGGAGAGAAAUACAAAGCAGAAGAUGACGCUCAGAGAGAAAAGGUUGCUGCCAAGAACUCCCUGGAGUCCUAUGCGUUCAACAUGAAGAGCAGCGUUGAGGAUGAUAACAUGAAGGGCAAAAUCAGUGAGGAGGACAAGAAAACCGUUGUUGAGAAGUGCAACCAGGCCGUUUCCUGGCUGGAGAACAACCAGAUGGCCGAGAAGGAGGAGUACGAGCACCAGCAGAAGGAGCUGGAGAAGGUGUGCAACCCCAUCAUCUCCAAACUGUACCAGGGAGGCAUGCCAGGAGGAAUGCCAGCAGGAGCUCAGCCAAGCAGCGGUCCAGGGGCCAGUUCACAGGGCCCCACUAUUGAGGAGGUGGACUAAGAUGGACUUUGGAAUGUAUAUGAUAAUGCACAUGAAACCCAUUACAGGGACAUGCACUGGACUGUUGAAAUGUCACUUUUGCAUUGUGUGCCGUGCUCUUAUUUGUCCAAUUCUAUGAGUUGAAAAGUGUUAAUGUAUUUAAUUUACUGAUUAGAUCUCAUUUUCUUUUUUUCAAAAUGGUAAAUACUUCUCACUUUAUAUGCAUCUGCACUUUACAUGUUAAUAAAAAUGGUCUUACA
Sardina pilchardus (European sardine) is the source of this 2306-nucleotide messenger RNA. Its product is annotated as heat shock 70 kDa protein-like. Lineage: Eukaryota; Metazoa; Chordata; Actinopteri; Clupeiformes; Clupeidae. The record is from RefSeq and is a predicted model, not a curated record. The coding region runs from base 133 to 2067 and encodes 644 amino acids. Gene Ontology annotation, molecular function: ATP binding; ATP-dependent protein folding chaperone; ubiquitin protein ligase binding. Gene Ontology annotation, cellular component: plasma membrane; cytosol; vesicle. The transcript has 2 exons.